UUUUUUUUUUUUUUGUAGAAAAUGGCUCAUGCACUAUCUAUCUUUUCACGACGUACAAAAACAUUAUCUGGUGCUGGUAUUCUUACCAUAGCCUUUGCCAUUUACAAAGCACGAAGGUAUAUUCAAACUGCUGGAAACCAAGUCAUUAAUCAACAAGAGUCUACCAAUACCAAAGGCAAACAACCGAAAGUCUCUCUCCAAAAGACUGGAACAAGUUCUCAAUUUUUGGACAAUAUGAAACAACUUUUACCUAUAUGUAUACCAGGUUUCUUCUCUAAAGAAUCAGGACUUCUUGUUGCUUUAACAACUAUUAUUAUUGUUCGUACUUCGUUAGACAUUUGGUUUUCUGGCUUCAACGGAAAAGUAGUCAAAGCCAUUGUUUCUCGUAACCGCAAAGAAUUCUUUACAAAGAUUAUAUUUGAAUUCGGAUUGAUGAUGUGGCCUAUGAGUAUAGUGAACAAUUCAUUAAAAUUGACGAUUAGUGCUCUGUCAUUAUCCUUCCGUGAAAGAUUAACCAAGUACGCUCAUAACCAAUAUUUGGAUGGAAUUUCUUUUUCCAAAGUAUCUAAUUUGGAUAGUAGACUACAAAAUGCUGAUCAACAUUUGACUCAAGAUAUUGACAAGUUUUCUGAUCAUUUGGCUCAUUUGUAUUCCGACAUUACUAAACCUGUGGUGGAUAUCUUUCUUUUUGCCUAUAAAUUGGGAGAAGCCAUAGGAAAUGAAAGUCCAAUUUAUAUCAUUGCUUAUUUCGUAUUGUCUGGUGUCUUACUUCGAACUUUCUCUCCUCCAUUUGGCCGAUAUGCUGCUAUUGAACAGAAAUUAGAAGAUGAUUUUAGACUUGGUCAUGCACAUAUUAUCUCUCAUACUGAAUCUGUGGUAUUUGAUGGUGGUGAAAGACAAAAAGAAGUAGUGAAUAACAGUUUUCAAAAGAUCGUCAAUCAUGUACGAAAAGUAUAUACAUUACGAUUUUUGAAUGGUAUAUUUGAUUCUGUCUUGGUCAAAUAUUGUGCCACUAUUACAGCCUACUACCUUCUUGCGCGUCCUGUAUUUGAUGCACGUUAUGCAACCAAAUUUAUGGGUGCUCUCCAAGAUGAUCCUGUCAAACUUGUAGAAGAUUACUCUCGAAAUUCAAGUUAUUUGAUCAAUUUGUCUCAAGCUGUUGGUCGUUUGAUUCUUACUGGACGUGAUUUGACUAGGUUUGCUGGUUAUACUUCAAGGGUUUCUGAAUUAUUCGAUGUCCUUGGAGAAACACAAUGAUUUCGAAAUUCAAGCAGUUAUUCAAUAGUAGUGGUAGCAACAUUUGAUCUUUUAUUCCCUUUUUUAGUUAGUGAUCUAUUUUAUUCUAUAAUUUUUUUUUACUUUGAUAAACUUAUUCCAAUUUUUUUUUUGUUACUAAUGAAAUACAAAUGAUGAUUUUCGAUCUAUGUAUUUUGAUGAGCAAAAGGAAAAGGACUCUUUCAAAUUCGUACAACCAGUACAAGUCGGAGUGUAAAU
Halteromyces radiatus is the source of this 1494-nucleotide messenger RNA. RefSeq names its product ABC transporter transmembrane region 2-domain-containing protein. Gene Ontology annotation, cellular component: peroxisomal membrane. The record is from RefSeq and is a predicted model, not a curated record. Gene Ontology annotation, biological process: fatty acid beta-oxidation; peroxisome organization; long-chain fatty acid import into peroxisome. The transcript has 14 exons. The coding region runs from base 22 to 1257 and encodes 411 amino acids. NCBI's taxonomy places the organism in Eukaryota, Fungi, Mucoromycota, Mucoromycetes, Mucorales, Cunninghamellaceae. Gene Ontology annotation, molecular function: ABC-type transporter activity; long-chain fatty acid transmembrane transporter activity; ATP binding.